CGGCUGUCCGACCCCACUCCGCUACCCGACCACGGACACUACGACGUUUUACGGGCGCCCGCGCGCGCGCGUUGGUGUGAGUGGCCGUCCGUGUUGGUGUGUGCGUAGUUUUGCGCGCGUGUGUGUUGGUGUGCUUUUGUGUGUGGUCGGCCUGUCGUACGACAAUAAUUAUAUCGCGACGAUAAUGUGCGCGAGGGCGACCUAGUUUCGCGUUACGUACACCGUACACUACGUGCCGCCGUCGGUUAAACGACCGUUGUCGUCGCCCAGGUGACUGAUACCCGUCCGACACCAUAACACUCAGCAAAACGAUAAUGAUAAAUAAUUAUUGAAAUAUAAUUUAUAAAUAAUAUUUUCACGGACCGCGACCACCACCACUGGCCGGUUAGUGGGUAGUUAGUAGUUAUUAACUACCACUACAGAGGAACCACACACACAACACACUCACUCACACACGUACACACACUCGCCCCGCAAAUCGUCGGUCGGUUUUUUUUUUUUUUAUUUAUUUAUUUGUUUAUUUUAUUUUUCGACGGAAACCCAAACGGGGUGACACCACAUCACGACGUCGCCUGAUCAUCAUCGUCGUCCAAUUCGCCGUGGUCGUCAUGUCCGACGAACGCCGCGGCCGCUGCCGUGGCUGCGAUGACGACGGCCACCACAGUGACCGCGGUUGUUCCGUGUCUUACGGGAUCGCGGCCGUCGCAAUUGCUGGGUACGCGACUGCCGUGAAAACUGUCAAGUGAUAAUGGUUUUCCACCGAGUCUAGGCUGUCGACCGUCGUGGCCUAGGUUGUUGGUGUGGUGUUGGUCGUUAACUCAGUUGUUGUUUCUGCUGUCGUCGUCACCGCCGCCGCUGGUCGUGGUGGUUGUCCGACACGUCGUCCGGUUCUUACCACGAUAUCGUGUCGUUUCGAUUUUUUUCCAUCAAAUUCCGAGUCGGGUCCGUUCGCGCCCGGACACCCGUUUUUUGUCAGUGUUCGGAUAGCGUGUAAACUACCCGCCGCACACGAUGGCCGAUUUGGAAGCCGUGUUGGCCGAUGUCAGCUACCUGAUGGCCAUGGAGAAGAGCAAGUGCACCCCGGCGGCCAGAGCCAGCAAGAAAAUCGUCUUGCCGGACCCGAGCGUUCGAAGUGUAAUGCACAAAUACCUUGAAAAAAAAGAAGAAGUUAAUUUUGAUAAAAUCUUCAAUCAAGUUUUAGGUUACUUGUUAUUCAAAGAUUUCUGUGAACAUCUACCUGAAGAUGAGCAAAUACCUGAAAUUAACUUUUAUGAUGAGAUCAAAAGGUAUGAAAAAUUAGAAUCAGUUGAUGAGAGAAGAAAAUUAGCUAGAGAUAUUUAUGAUAAUUAUAUUAUGAAAGAACUUUUGUCACAUACUCAUAAUUAUCCUAAAGAUGCAGUAGCUCAUGUUCAAAAAUAUUUGAUGAAAAAUGAAGUGCCUGUUAAUUUAUUUGAACCUUAUAUUAAAGUAAUAUUCAAUCAUCUUCGAGAAGAACCUUUUAAAAAAUUUUUAGAAAGUGAUAAAUAUACUAGAUUCUGUCAAUGGAAAAAUUUAGAACUUAAUAUUUCGCUGACCAUGAACGAUUUUAGUGUUCACCGUAUAAUUGGUAGAGGUGGUUUCGGUGAAGUUUAUGGUUGUAGAAAAGCUGAUACUGGAAAGAUGUAUGCAAUGAAAUGUCUUGAUAAAAAACGAAUAAAAAUGAAACAAGGGGAAACACUUGCCUUAAAUGAGCGUAUUAUGUUGUCUCUAGUCAGUACAGGGGUGGACUGCCCUUUUAUUGUCUGUAUGACGUAUGCAUUUCAUACCCCUGAUAAGCUUUGUUUUAUAUUAGACCUAAUGCACGGUGGUGAUUUACAUUAUCAUUUAGCACAGCAUGGUGUAUUUAAUGAACUUGAUAUGAAGUUCUAUGCUGCUGAAGUAAUUUUAGGCUUAGAGCAUAUGCACCGAAGAUUUAUUGUCUACAGGGACUUAAAACCAGCCAACAUACUUUUAGAUGAGUAUGGACAUGUACGAAUAUCAGAUUUAGGUUUAGCUUGUGACUUUUCUAAAAAGAAGCCACAUGCAAGCGUGGGAACACAUGGUUACAUGGCACCAGAAGUGUUAUCAAAGGGAACAGCUUAUGAUUCAAGUGCAGAUUGGUUUUCUUUUGGUUGCAUGUUAUACAAACUACUUAAAGGCCACAGUCCAUUCAGGCAACAUAAAACCAAGGACAAACACGAGAUAGAUCGAAUGACCUUAACAAUGUUUAUGUUGCAGAAUGUAGAACUUCCAGAUUCUUUUUCAAAAAGUUUAAAAGAUCUUUUAGAAGGACUUUUACAACGUGAUAUAAAUGAAAGAAUUGGGUGUCGAGGAAGGGGGUCUGAUGAAUUAAAAGAACAUCCAUUUUUUGCGGGACUUGAUUGGCAACAAGUAUACAUGCAAAAAUAUACACCACCUCUUAUACCCCCUCGAGGAGAAGUUAAUGCUGCCGAUGCAUUUGAUAUUGGUUCGUUUGAUGAAGAAGACACAAAAGGCAUUAAAUUAACUGAUGCUGAUCAAGAACUUUACAAAAACUUUUCUAUAACUAUAUCCGAAAGAUGGCAAAAUGAAGUUGCUGAAACAGUAUUUGAAACAGUAAAUUCUGAGGCUGAUAAAGCUGAUCAAAAAAGAAAGUCUAGGCAAAAAAAAUUCAAUGAACACAAUGAAGAAGAAUCUGAUUGUAUUCUUCAUGGGUAUAUUAAAAAAUUAGGAGGACCAUUUGCAUCUGCAUGGCAAACAAGGUAUGCUAAACUAUACCCUAACCGGUUGGAGUUACAUUCAGAUUCGGGUUCAGUAAAAACCGAAGUAAUCACAUUAGACCAAGUAUUAGAGGUCAGUCCUGAGUUAGUAAUUGUUAAAAAUGAGCAAUGCAUUGUAUUGCGUAUGAAAGAUGGAAAAGAUGGCAAACUAGUUCUUACCAAUAGUGAUGAAAUUGGUUUAAAAGAAUGGGCAUUGUCAUUACGGUCUACACAUAAAUCCACACAUGAUCUGUUAAAAAAAUUGAAAAAACCAGGGAAAAUGUUCAUACAAGAAGAAGCUGAUCCACUAACAUCCACUACAAACACCAACGGAAAUUAGUUACAUAAUAAGGUAUUAGGUUAAACAAAUCUCUUUGAAUGAAUCUCAAGGCUUCUCUUUAAAUUAAAUUAAAUAUUCUGCUUUAUCCAUCCCUUUCCUCAGUUCCCAAUUUUUGUCGACUAUUCAGAUUUAAUUUGCUAAGGUUAGUGUAACGCUACUUUAUAAGACUGUGGUGUUUCAUUAUUUCUUGUUAUUAUAUCGAGAAGACGAGAACGGAUAGAAUAGAUCAAUCUAAUAAAAUACUAUUUUUUAUACAUUUUAUAAUUUUUUAGUACAAUUUUUUCUAAUACAUACAUUUUUGAGCAUUAUGAAGACCAUAUUUAAAAAAGAAGUUCAUGACAUAUGAAAGUAUUUCUGAUAUUUGGUGCCAUAAAAAUCUUUAAUCUCAAUCUACAAUCAUGUAUUGUAUUUUCUAUUGUACAUACAUAUUUUUUAUUUUACUUAUGCCAGUAAAUCUUUUUAGUCGAGUAUUGUGAAUUUGUAACAGGUUGUUAAAGAUUGUAUAUUUCCAUGUAUCAAUUUAAAAUUACAUUUUCUAAAUUUAAAACUAACAAAACAAAAAUUAUUUGCAUGUCAUAUCUUAAGUAUGUGUAAGAUAAAGUUAUAUUUUACUGUUUUUAUUUUUUAUUUUAAGUUAUGUCGUUAUGCAAUAAAUCAUUUUUCUUGUUACUUUUUCAAAAAUACUCUGAAAAUUCUAAAAUGUUUUAAAAUUUACUUUUUUAGAAAAAAAAAAACAAAAAUUAAAGUAAUUUAUUUAUUAUAUUAUAUAGAUUUCAUUAUUUUGAAUUAGUUUUGUAUAACUAUGAAGAAAUAUAGAUAAUUCAUUGAUAUUGAGAGAUGGGAGGAGGAAAUUUUGUUUUAAAUAUGAAAGUCAAACAUUGGUGUAUUUUGUAGCUUGAAUCGGAAA
Aphis gossypii (cotton aphid) is the source of this 4003-nucleotide messenger RNA. It is a transcript of the gene Gprk1, whose product is annotated as G protein-coupled receptor kinase 1. Gene Ontology annotation, biological process: regulation of signal transduction; protein phosphorylation; G protein-coupled receptor signaling pathway. The transcript is spliced from 16 exons. The coding region runs from base 1012 to 3096 and encodes 694 amino acids. The record is from RefSeq and is a predicted model, not a curated record. NCBI's taxonomy places the organism in Eukaryota, Metazoa, Arthropoda, Insecta, Hemiptera, Aphididae. Gene Ontology annotation, molecular function: ATP binding; G protein-coupled receptor binding; G protein-coupled receptor kinase activity.